AUGUCUGGUGAUCAGCCUACUCCCUCCACACCUCAGGUACUUUGGGCCCAGAGAAAGGACAUUUUAUACGUCACCAUCUCCCUAGGAGACGUGAAAGACAAGGUGAUAAAUGUAAAGGACGGUUCGCUACAUUUCAGGGGUAAAUCGGGUACUCCUAAGCCCAUUGAUUAUGAAGUAAAUUUAGAGUUUUACAGUCAGGUGGAUCCUGAGAGUGUGAGGCAAGCCAACACGUGCAGAGAGAUAUUCCUCGUAAUUAAGAAGAAAGAAUCUGGUUUCUGGCCACGUUUGUUGUCUACUUCUGCGAAACAACCUUGGCUACGUGUUGAUUUCAAUCGCUGGAAAGAUGAGGAUGAAUCGGAGCCCGAAUUCGGCGGUAUGGACGGUGACUUUUCCCGUCUACUUUCUGGUAUGUCCGACAACGAUGUCCCCGACCCGGGCAUGGAUGAUUUCGACUCCGAUGACGAUGGUAAGCUUUGUACUCAGCAACUUUGCUUGCGUGCUUCGUUCCCACGAUUUUGA
This is a messenger RNA of Dicrocoelium dendriticum, 519 nucleotides long. NCBI's taxonomy places the organism in Eukaryota, Metazoa, Platyhelminthes, Trematoda, Plagiorchiida, Dicrocoeliidae. The record is from the annotation of a GenBank genome assembly.